Molecule: messenger RNA, 400 nt
Organism: Prorocentrum cordatum
Lineage: Eukaryota; Dinophyceae; Prorocentrales; Prorocentraceae
Source: the annotation of a GenBank genome assembly
GAGGCCCUCGUCAGCGCGUGCCUCGCCCUGAAGGCCGCGGUGGCGCUGGCCUCGCAGAGCGCAGGCACGGCGUUCCAGGCCGCGCAGCUUGCGCAGCACGCCGCCCCAGCCGUGCGCACGAGCGCUGCCACCUCCGCGCCCGCCGGCCAGCAGGCUGGCGCCUCGGCGCAGGUGCUGCCCGGCCCGCCGCGCGAGACGCUGCCCAUCGACGAGCACCGCGACGAGAUCGUGGGCGCCAUCAAAUCCCGCAGGGUGGUCUGCAUCCAGGGGGAGACGGGCUGCGGCAAGAGCAGCCGCGUGCCGCAGUAUGUGCACUUCCUCUGCAGGGACCCGGCGGAGUCGCCGAGGCCUGGGGAGGAGCGCGUCAUCGUCUGCACGCAGCCGCGGCGCCUGGCCGCCC